AUGACUGAUUCGGAAGUCUGUUCCCAUGGGAGCCAGACUGAGAAGCAGACAGCAAAGAAAGAAGCAAGCCUGCUGAAACCCACUGGUAGUAUUGAUAACAGCCAUGUAGGGGAGACCCAAGAGUGUAGGAAUGGCCAAUUCCACCGUUCCUUUUCUCCUCGCCAAGUCCAUAUCAUUUCCCUUGGAUCUAACAUUGGCAGUGGUGUUUUCAUCGCGACCGGCAAAGCCCUAGCAACCGGUGGCCCAGGGAAUAUGCUCAUUGCCUAUGCUAUGGUUUGCUCUUGUGUGUGGGGAGUCCUCCAGUCCCUAUCUGAAAUGACCAUUGCAUUCCCCGUCUCCGGGAAUUACAUUGAUUAUGCGGAUCGCUGGGUGGAUCCCGCUCUAGCAUUUGGCGCAGGCUUCGCCGAGUGGCUGGGGUGGACUGCGAUUGUCGCCGCUGAAGCUGGCUUCUUCGACGUGCUGGUCCAGUACUGGGCUGAGGGGUCAUUUCCACAAGCAGCCACAAUCACUCUCUUCCUUGCCGCUUGCCUGUUCAUCUUUGUCCUCCCGAACAAGGUUUUUGCCUGGUUCGAAUACGUGACAUCACUCAUCAAAAUCGUGAUUUUCCUGAUUAUCAUUGUUCUUUCAUUAGCCCUAGUUCUGGGGGCCGGACCAACUGGCUAUAUACACCAUGGUGAAACAUGGACAACGCUCCCGCCAUUUUUGAAUGGAUUUUCGGGAUUUGCUAACUGUGCCUUACUCGCUACAUGGGCCGUCGGAGAUCAAGUAUUUAUUGGAAUUAUGGGUGGCGAAGCCGAGAGUCCUCGGUUCUCAAUGGCCCACGCGACAAAGCUCGUCCCAUUCCGCGUGAACGUUAUCUACAUUCUCAGUGUUGUGUUCAUCACAAUAUUGGUCCCCUCUGACGAGGACCGUCUGUUAGGAGGAAGCGGAGUUGCAGCUUCGCCCUUUGUCAUUGCAAUUCAGGAUUCGGGAAUUCCUGGAAUCGCAUCGCUUUUGAAUGCAGGCAUGAUGUGCGGCAUUCUUGGGCUUGCUGCGGAGUCUAUUUAUAUUUCCUCGAGAGUGUUAAGGAGCAUGUCUCAUCAGCAGCUGAUUCCAGAACGGCUUGCGAGAGUGGAUGAUAAAGGAAGACCCAGACUGGCUCUGAUAAUUACAUCAGUUGUUGCUGUCAUCCUAUCAUAUAUCCAACUUGCUUCUGGUGGCUUGACCGUAUUGAAUUGGUUGAUCUCAAUUACCAGCGCUUCCUUCUUCAGCAAUUGGAUCAUCAUCGCCUUUACCAACUGGCGCUUUCAUCGUGCCCUCGAAGCACAGAACGACAAGCUAUUUACAGAAAUAUAUGCCUGGAAGUCCUCGCUUUGGCCGCUUGCCCCAGCCUGGCUCAUGCUGGUUUCUCUACUUUUGUUGGCCUGCUGUAUUACCAGUGGUAUUAUACCGGCGGGCGGCUCUGGAUUUACAGCAGCGAAUUUCUUCCAGUACAUGAUUGGACUCUUGAUUAUCAUCGUCUUUACAGUCGGGUAUAAGAUCAUUUUUAAAACACCUUGGCGGGAUCCAAAAACGGCUGAUUGCACCACUGGCCGGCGAGCCUUGGGCAGUGAGGAGAUAACUCUCCUGGACAGCUACUACAAGCAGCCUGCGUGGAGGAGGUUCUUCACUUAUGUUCAGCUUUGGUAA
This is a messenger RNA of Penicillium egyptiacum, 1668 nucleotides long. The record is from the annotation of a GenBank genome assembly. NCBI's taxonomy places the organism in Eukaryota, Fungi, Ascomycota, Eurotiomycetes, Eurotiales, Aspergillaceae.